Messenger RNA from Brachypodium distachyon (stiff brome), 2746 nucleotides. Its product is annotated as pentatricopeptide repeat-containing protein At1g18485. Lineage: Eukaryota; Viridiplantae; Streptophyta; Magnoliopsida; Poales; Poaceae. The coding region runs from base 65 to 2614 and encodes 849 amino acids. Gene Ontology annotation, biological process: RNA modification. The transcript has a single exon. Gene Ontology annotation, molecular function: RNA binding; protein binding; zinc ion binding. The record is from RefSeq and is a predicted model, not a curated record.
UCUCACUACUCUUCUUCUCCGCUGGGGUCACUCCCCAAAGAUAAGCAAACGCGAGCUCUCCCCCAUGCCCGCCGCCGUCACCGUCCACCUGGCGCCGCUCCCCAAUCACCCACCAAAACAACCUCCGCUGCCAAAGCCCAACGCCGCCUCGCUCCCGCAAUGGAACGGGCUCCUCGCCGACCUCUCCCGCGCCGGCCGCCACGCCGACGCCCUGGCCAUCCUCCCGCGGCUCCUCGCCGCCUCCGACGGCGUCGCCCCCGACAGGUUCACGCUCCCUCCCGCCUUAAAGUCCUGCCGCGGCGACGACGGGCGCCAGGUCCACGCGGUCGCCGCCAAGCUCGGCCUCGCCGACGGCGACCCCUUCGUCGGCAACUCCCUCGUGUCCAUGUACGGCCGGUGCGGCCGCGUCGACGACGCUGAGAAGGUGUUCGAGGGAAUGGCGGGCAGGAACCUCGUCUCCUGGAACGCGCUCAUGGCGGCCGUCGCCGACCCGCGGCGCGGCCUGGAGCUGUUCCGGGACUGUUUGGAGGACCUCGGCGGCACGGCGGCGCCCGACGAGGCGACGCUGGUGACGGUGCUCCCGAUGUGCGCCGCCCUCGCGUGGCCGGAGACCGGCAGGGCGGUGCACGGCCUCGCGGUGAAGUCCGGGUGGGACGCCGCGCCGCGGGUGAGCAACGUGCUGGUCGACAUGUACGCCAAGUGCGGCGAGAUGGCCGACGCCGAGUGCGCGUUCCUGGAGGCUCCGCCAGGCGCCGGGAGGAACGUCGUGUCCUGGAACGUGAUGCUCGGCGGGUAUGCGAGGAACGGCGAGGCUGGCGCGGCAUUUGGGCUCCUCCGGGAGAUGCAGAUGGAAGAGCGUGGCGUGCCGGCAGAUGAGAUCACCAUGUUGAGCGUCCUGCCGGUUUGUUCGGGGCUGCCUGAGCUGGCGAAGCUGAGGGAGCUGCACGCCUUUGUGGUCCGGAGAGGCUUGCAUUUGACCGGCGACAUGGUGCCGAAUGCGCUUAUCGCAGCCUAUGGGAGAUGUGGGUGCUUGCUCCAUGCCUGCCGUGUCUUUGACGGCAUCUGCAGCAAGAUGGUCAGCUCAUGGAACGCGCUCAUCGGCGCGCACGCGCAGAACGGCGAAGCGAGCGCCGCAAUUGAGCUGUUCCGUGAGAUGACCAAUGCUUGUGGGCAGAAGCCUGACUGGUUUAGCAUUGGGAGUUUGCUCCUGGCAUGUGGCAAUCUGAAGCACCUGCUCCAUGGCAAGGCAGCUCAUGGAUUCAUCCUGAGGAAUGGACUGGAGAAGGAUUCCUUCAUCCGGGUUUCGCUUCUCUCUGUUUACAUCCAAUGCGGGAGGGAGUCUUUGGCUAGAGUCCUGUUCGAUGCGGUGGAGGAAAAAGAUGAGGUUUCAUGGAACACCAUGAUCGCCGGUUACUCACAGAACGGAUUGCCCGGUGAAUCCCUCCAGCUCUUCAGGGAGAUGCAAUCCAAGAAAGGAGGCCACUGGCCAUCACUGCUUGCAGCAACAAGUGCCUUGGUGGCUUGCUCAGAAUUACCAGCUGUUCGACUAGGGAAGGAGAUGCAUUGCUUUGCCCUGAAAGCCGACCUCUGCGAGGAUUCGUUUCUAUCCAGCUCAAUCAUAGACAUGUACUCAAAGUGCGGAUCUGUGGAUGAUGCCAGGGUGUUCUUCGAUCGGUUGAAGGCGAAAGAUGCGGUUUCAUGGACGGUGAUGAUCACCGGGUAUGCCGUCAACGGUCGUGGGAAAGAAGCUGUUGGGCUGUAUGACAAGAUGGGGAGGGAGGGGAUGGAACCUGAUGGAUUCACCUACCUUGGCCUACUGAUGGCAUGCGGCCAUGCUGGAAUGUUAGAAGAUGGAUUGUGUUUCUUCCAGGAGAUGAGAAACCUUCCCAAAAUUGAGGCAAAGCUAGAGCAUUAUGCUUGCGUUAUCGGCAUGCUGAGCCGAGCAGGGCGCUUUGCCGAUGCCGUGGCGCUUAUGGAGGUGAUGCCAGAGGAGCCUGAUGCCAAGAUACUGAGCUCCGUGCUCUCUGCCUGCCACAUGCAUGGAGAGGUAGAGUUGGGGAAGAAGGUUGCUGACAAGUUGCUUGAGCUUGAACCCCACAAGGCUGAGCACUAUGUUCUCGCCUCCAACAUGUACGCAGGAUCCAGGCAGUGGGAUGAGAUGAGGAAGGUGAGGAAGAUGCUCAGGGACGCCGGUGUCGCCAAGGAGCCAGGCUGCAGCUGGAUCGACAUUGCAGGCAAGGUGUACAGCUUCGUCGCCGGGGAGAAUUCACUCCCGGAGAUGCACAAGGUGAGGAAGAUGUGGUACUCUUUGGAGGAGAAGAUUCGCGCUGCCGGCUAUGCUCCUGACACCACGGUCAUGCUGCACGAGCUGGAGGAAGAAGAGAAGGUAGAGGCUCUGCGAUGGCACAGCGAGAAGCAGGCCAUCGCGUUCGGGUUGCUGAGGACAGCCGGGCCGACGAAGGUGAGGGUGUUCAAGAACAUCAGGAUGUGCAAGGAUUGCCACAAUGCCGCCAAGCUCAUCUCCAAGGUAGCAGACAGGGAGAUUGUGGUCCGGGACAAGAAGAGGUUUCACCAUUUCAGGGACGGGCUAUGUUCCUGUGGGGAUUACUGGUGAAUUAGAAGGGAAUGCAAAUUCUUUUGCAUUUAAACGUUGUACAGAAUUGUAAAAGGUAGAGUUCAGGAACAUGGUAUGCAAAGGGAUACAUCCAAAUUAGCAGCAAAACUGUUUUUGAACAUUCAAAAGAAA